Vitis riparia (riverbank grape) is the source of this 668-nucleotide messenger RNA. Its product is annotated as pentatricopeptide repeat-containing protein At3g13150-like. Gene Ontology annotation, molecular function: protein binding. The coding region runs from base 102 to 668 and encodes 188 amino acids. The record is from RefSeq and is a predicted model, not a curated record. Gene Ontology annotation, cellular component: chloroplast. NCBI's taxonomy places the organism in Eukaryota, Viridiplantae, Streptophyta, Magnoliopsida, Vitales, Vitaceae. The transcript has a single exon.
GUCGUCUCGCUGGCAUCUUCACCUCACCUCUGCCGGCCACCACCAAAACUCCUGCUAAAACCAUCAAGCGUUCGUCUUCCAAUAACUCUAGACUUAAAGAAAUGGUCGACAAGUUCAAGAAAUCCUCAGACUCCAAGCGAUUCCGAUCCCGCUACGGGUACUACGAGAAAGCGGUCCUCACACUAGCCAAGGCCAAAAAAUUCUCAUUCAUCGAAGACAUCCUGGCACACCAAGAACAGUACAAUGAGAUCUCCACCGAAGUCUUCGCGGUCAGACUCAUUACUCUAUAUGGGAAAGCGGGCAUGUUCGAGCAUGCCCACAAACUGUUCGAUGAAAUGCCAAAGCUGAACUGCGAGCGCACCGUCAUGUCUUUCAAUGCUCUUUUGUCAGCGUGCGUUAAUUCGAAGAAGUUUGAUAAGAUUGAUGGGUUUUUCCAAGAGUUACCGGGGAGCUUAGGGAUUGUCCCCGACGUCGUUUCAUACAAUAUUAUUGUUAAUGCAUUUUGUGAGAUGGGGUCAUUGGAUUCAGCACUUUCGGUGCUUGAUGAGAUGGAGAAGGUUGGCUUGGAGCCUGAUUUGAUUACGUUUAAUACCCUUCUCAACGCGUUUUAUCACAGUGGUAGCUAUGCUGAUGGCGAGAAGAUAUGGGAUUUAAGGAAAAAUAAUUAA